Molecule: messenger RNA, 1654 nt
Organism: Oryzias latipes (Japanese medaka)
Lineage: Eukaryota; Metazoa; Chordata; Actinopteri; Beloniformes; Adrianichthyidae
Gene: eno1b
Product: enolase 1b, (alpha)
Biological process (GO): glycolytic process
Cellular component (GO): phosphopyruvate hydratase complex
Molecular function (GO): phosphopyruvate hydratase activity; magnesium ion binding
Source: RefSeq, a predicted model, not a curated record
AGCUCGCCUUUUAGUACCCCUAAGCUUUCAGGUAGGUCAGGGGAUUUGUGAGCUGCAGCAUAAGGAGCGGGUAGCAGAGGUGCUGUAGCUGUGUCGACGUUGAUAUUGGUCUUGCACCAUGUCCAUCAUCAAGAUCCAUGCCAGGGAGAUCUUUGAUUCCCGUGGAAACCCCACAGUGGAAGUCGACCUCUAUACUGACAAAGGUUUGUUCCGAGCUGCAGUUCCAAGCGGAGCAUCCACUGGAAUCUAUGAAGCCUUGGAGCUCAGGGACAAUGACAAGUCUCGUUAUCUUGGCAAAGGAGUCUCUCAGGCUGUAGAACAUAUCAAUUCAAGCAUUGCACCUGCGCUUGUGGGUCAGGAUGUGUCUGUGGUUGAACAGGAGAAAAUUGACCAGAUAAUGAUUGAUUUGGACGGCACAGAGAACAAAUCUAAAUUUGGUGCGAAUGCUAUUCUGGGUGUGUCCCUGGCAGUCUGCAAAGCUGGUGCAGCAGAGAAAGGAGUCCCCCUGUACCGCCACAUCGCUGACCUGGCAGGAAACCCUGAAGUCAUCCUGCCAGUACCAGCGUUCAACGUGAUCAACGGCGGCUCUCACGCAGGGAAUAAGCUUGCCAUGCAGGAGUUCAUGAUACUGCCAAUUGGUGCCAGCACUUUUAAAGAAGCCAUGCGCAUUGGAGCUGAAGUCUAUCACAACCUCAAAAAUGUCAUCAAGAAGAAAUACGGACAGGAUGCCACUAAUGUGGGGGAUGAAGGGGGUUUUGCACCAAACAUUCUGGAAAAUAAGGAGGCUCUUGAGCUUCUGAACGAGGCCAUUGCCAAAGCGGGGUACACGGAGGAGGUUGUGAUCGGCAUGGAUGUGGCAGCAUCAGAGUUCUACAGGGAUGGAAAAUACGACCUGGACUUCAAGUCGCCUGAUGACUCAAGCCGCUACAUCACCCCCGACGAGCUGGCCGAUCUCUAUAAGAGUUUUAUAAAGGAUUAUCCAGUGGUGUCCAUUGAAGAUCCCUUUGACCAGGACGACUGGGCAGCAUGGACCAACUUCACUGAUACUACAGAUAUCCAGGUUGUUGGCGAUGAUCUAACAGUGACAAAUCCUAAUCGUAUCUCCAAGGCUGUGGAGGAAAAAGCCUGCAACUGUCUCCUGCUUAAGGUCAACCAGAUUGGCACCGUUACAGAGUCAAUGAAAGCGUGUAAGAUGGCUCAGGAGAGUGGCUGGGGUGUGAUGGUUAGCCAUCGCUCUGGUGAGACUGAGGACACCUUCAUUGCUGAUCUGGUUGUUGGGCUGUGCACUGGACAGAUCAAGACCGGGGCUCCCUGUCGAUCUGAACGACUGGCUAAAUACAACCAAAUUCUGAGAAUUGAAGAGGAGUUGGGAGAAAAGGCUCGAUUUGCUGGAAAAAACUUCAGGAAACCACUGAUGGAGUAAAUCUUUUGCAUAGUCUUCCAAACAUAAAAAAAAACAUAUCAGCUCCCUGACUGUAGCAAUAACAUUCUAGGGACAGAUCUAUGAAGAAAAUAUACUGAAGCUGGAAUUGUUGAUCCUCAUAUUCAGGUUCUUCUUUGGAGGUAGCAUGAAUUAUUAGAUCUGAUAACAGCAUUAAAAAAUUACUUUCAAAAGUGUUGCACUUGCAAUUUUAAUAAAAACAUUUUUGGUGAA